Molecule: messenger RNA, 2451 nt
Organism: Rhinichthys klamathensis goyatoka
Lineage: Eukaryota; Metazoa; Chordata; Actinopteri; Cypriniformes; Leuciscidae
Gene: oma1
Product: OMA1 zinc metallopeptidase
Exons: 8
Coding region: 320-1807 (495 amino acids)
Biological process (GO): mitochondrial protein processing; protein quality control for misfolded or incompletely synthesized proteins
Cellular component (GO): mitochondrial inner membrane
Molecular function (GO): metalloendopeptidase activity
Source: RefSeq, a predicted model, not a curated record
AACAGAUACGCGUUUUAAAUAAUUAAUGCGUAUGAUUAAGCAGGUGUAGCAAUACAAGUCUAGAAAUACUGAACGUUUUAGCGGUCUACUUAGUUUAAUACCGCUCAAACAACGCACCAUGUGGACUUAACUGGACUUUUCUGCUUCCUAUACAGUGUAAUUGAAAUUACGUUUGUGAAUUUAACAUGCAUAAUGAGCCCAUAAACUGUCUCAUUUGACCCGUAUAAUAAUUAAGUAAACAAUAGUAAAGAUGAAUAUUCAGUGCAUUUUAUAAUAAUAUUGGAGCAGAUUUAUAUUCGCCUUGUCAAGCUCGACAAUAAUGUUGUCAAUAAACCUGCUCCGGUUACACUCAGUGAUAAGAUGUUGUGGACAGAGAGACUUUCACUGCCGUCCAUCACUCUUUGCCUCUGCUCGGACUCAUCUGAUGAGGACAAACUCAUCUUCCUAUCUGAAAGCAAGAGGAUCUGUCACUGUUUCUCCUUCGUGUCUCUGUCUGAGGUCAAGAUUGAGACUGAACAGCAGUAUAACAGCGUUCAGACCUCCAGUUCAUCGAGUGAUCGUUCAGUCGACUCGUGAGUUUCACAGCUCAGGCAGACUGAGAGCUGUACCUGCACCCCUGGUAUGGCUGGUACUGAAGCCUCUGCAGAAGAUCAUCGCCAUCAUACUAGGCAGGAGCAUCAGAAAAUGGUGGAUGGCCCUGCCGGACAAUAAAAAGCAGCUGUUUCGUGAAUGGACAUGGCGUCGACGCUGGCACUUGUUGGGAGCUGUGUCGGGACUGCUGUUCUUCAUCUCUCUCCUGUUUCUCACCCACCUGGAUGAAUCUCCUAUUACAGGCAGGACCCGACUGCUGUUGUUCAGCAAGGAGGCCUUCAUGGAACUGGCUCAGUCCACUGCGGAAGCGUAUAUGGAGGAGUUUAAGGAUUCUCUGAUUGCUCCAUCGGACCCCAGGCACCAGGCUGUGGAGCUACUGGUUCAGACUCUGGUAAAGAGGAACAAGGAUAUUGCUGAGAUGUCCGCUGUCCCCUGGACCGUCCAUGUGGUUGACGGCCCACCCAUCAAUGCAUUUGUUUUGCCAAAUGGAGAGAUCUUCGUCUUCACGGGAAUGCUGCAGGCUGUAGCAGACAUUCAUCAGCUGGUCUUUAUACUGGGACAUGAGAUGGCUCACGCUCUGAUUGGUCAUGCAGCAGAGCAGGCCAGUUUGUCUCACGUGGUGGACCUGCUGUCUGUCGUCCUGCUAACGGCGAUCUGGGCCAUAUGUCCCCGGGACAGUUUAGCUCUGCUGGGCCAGUGGAUUCAGGGCAAACUAGUGCAGUUCUUAUUUGACCGGCCCUUCAGUCGUAAGCUGGAGGCAGAGGCGGACCAGGUUGGCCUACAGCUGGCUGCCAAGGCGUGUGCUGAUGUGAGGGCGGCCACAGUGUUUUGGCAGCAGAUGGAGAUCUAUGAUCAGUUGAGUGGCCAACCAACCAUCCCCGAAUGGCUGUCCACACACCCUUCCCACCAAAACCGUGUCAGACAGUUGGACCGCCUCGUUCCUGAGGCUCUGGAGCUCCGUGCACGCUGUGACUGUCCCGCCCUCCCCGAAGUUGACCCCCGUGUUGUUUUUUACAAGAGCGUUCAAUUGCUUCUAGGCAAAAUUGAAAAACAAGAGCUGAUGGAAAAAGAGGAAAAGAUUGAGAAAGAGAGAGCUGGAGUCAUGUUGCCAGUGCCACUCCCCCAAACCCAUCCCGUCCCGGCUCAGGGGUCUCAGCCUCAGCUGGGGGGAGUGCUGGCCACAUCCGCUCUGCCACAAACUCUGCUUAGUAAAUGAGACUUGAUGAAAUGUGACUGACAGGGACAAAUUCAAGCUUUCCUUUUCACUUCUCUUUUUCAAGUCCAUUGGCUCUGAACAAGGCCUGAGAGGACCGUCAGAUAGAUUUUUAUUUUUGAAUCCAUUACAUUAGUUGUCACUUUAAUACACAUUUGAUACCUACGUCAACUGCUGCGAUAAUAGUCUAAGUGAGAUUAUUUGGAAUAGGCAUGUGUACAUCAUUUGUGUGUGAUGCUUGAGUUUAUGCCCUAAAUUCAAGUAUCCGCUGCAGUGCGUUCGUGUUAAUAAUGGAGCAAUUCUAAAUGGGCUUUUAAUUGGAUUUAAUGAUGUCAUUAGCAUAAGACCCCUGUGAAGUUGAAUGCAUUAUGAUGUAUAGUACAUUAUUCAUCAAACAUCUGCCUUUGCUUUAAUGUCCUCUAUAGGUUCUAUCCUGUGAUAUAACUCUGCUGUAUAGCAGCUAAUGUCACUGAUUUUAAAGCUGCAUGGAGCUGUGGACACACUUCAUUAUUGAAAGGAUUUAUCAAUGGCCAGCUGACGCCAAAUGAGCCCAACGCUUGCGUUCUUGGCAAGUGUUGAUUUUAUUUUUUUAAAUGCACUGUGAAUAUGUGACUGAAAUUACACUCAAGAUAAAUGAAUUUCACUCA